Messenger RNA from Saccharomycodes ludwigii, 1806 nucleotides. RefSeq names its product Dde1p (gene DDE1). The record is from RefSeq and is a predicted model, not a curated record. The transcript has a single exon. Bases 1 to 1806 code for a protein of 601 amino acids. NCBI's taxonomy places the organism in Eukaryota, Fungi, Ascomycota, Saccharomycetes, Saccharomycodales, Saccharomycodaceae.
AUGGGCUUAACAAAAAUUGUGGUUUUUUUAAUAAUAACCGCCAUAACUUUUUGGCUAUUCAGCUAUAUUUUAAUAGACUCCAAAAAAGAACCAACAUCUUUGGAUUUACAAGCAUGGGUUGGUGAUACCCGCAAAGAGGGAGAAACUGCAUUGUACCGUAAUCUGUCAACUCCCUUUUCAACUUCUCUCCUAAAUGGUUUGAAUCUAAGAGUCAAGGACAAACCUUAUCAAUAUAGAAGAGGAAAUUUUGCAGAUGUUUGGCAAUGUUGUAUGGAUUUGUACUAUGACACAGAUACUAAAGACAUCAAUAAAAAGGGUGAAAAUUAUAUCACGUUUGAGCAACAACAUCAACACGGGGGACAAUUAAAAAAAUCAUUAGAAACGAUUGAUUUAGAUACAAUGAAUGUUUUUAAAUUUUUCCAGUCGUAUUUUGAAGGAAUCAAGGGUGAUAGUAAUAAUCAAAAAAAAUUGGUUAUUGGUAUUACCAUACCAGUUUAUAAAUAUUACGGUUUUAUUGUUGCUGUUGGGUCUUUCAUAAGUUCGUUGCUAUUAAAUAUGGAAGAAAAAAGAAAUAUUUUAGAAAUUAGGUUUUUAAGUUCUCCACCCCGUAAGGAUGAAAAUAUUGAUGUCAUUUUUGUAGAUACAUGGAGCAAUGUAGGCAAAAUGAAACAAAGUUUGGAAUGGUAUAAAUUGCUGGUGGUUGGUGAUUCAUGCGCCAAUGAUCCUGAAAGUUUUUCUGACAAAAAUAUCAUUUCAAUUGAUGAUAUACUACAAACACAAAAUUCCACAAGGUUUAAAUACGUCCAACCGCAAAAUUAUAAAUUGCAUGAUGAUGAUAUUUUAUUUAAGUAUGAAAAUAACACUGUUUUCACCCAGAUGAACUUGGUAAGUGCUAUUUCAUCGUACGUUGUAUCUUUUCCACAGGAUCAUCAACUUAGUUCUAAAGAUGUAGUUCAGUUUAUCUUUGAUGAAGAUAAUAGUAAUGAUUUGAAACAUUCUUUUAUUCAAAUUUGGCCAAAAUUACUAGCCGUUUUAAUGCAUGGUGGAUCUGUCAUUUUUACAAGCACUCGUUUCAAAAUUGAGCCACAAACCACCUUAUUGGUGCUCGGUGUAGAAUCAUAUAAAACUAAAUUAUUAUCUUUGAUAGAUAAAAUGAAUAUUAUUCAAUCUUUGAGAUUUAUGUGGGCUUCUAAUUUUUUUAGUGAAGGUGUUUUCAGUAAAUCCGGCAGUAUGUUGCCUAAAAAUGGGAAUUUUCAAUUGAGGUGUAUUUAUAUGGCAAUUAACGUUCAUAAUUCCGAUAAAUGCAAUGAUUUUGACGACACUGACUUUAUAUCUUCGAUUAAAGACGGCGAAGUGCCCGUAGACAAAAAUCAAAUUCAUAUAACUUCUUUAGAUAUGACUAGAAUAAGGGCUCUAUUUGGCAGUAGACUAGUUUUGGAAACAUUUGUUGGUACUUUAAUUUUGGGUCCUGUAUUCCAAAGCAAUUAUUAUGACUAUAGAAUUUUCCCUCCGGGUGUGGAAGAUAAAUUACAGUUUUGUGGUGUUAUAACUUCAUCAUUAGAGGCCAAGUUAAUUGAAUUUGAGGGAAAUGACGAUGAUAAAAGCUCUGAAAAGCUUUUUAAAGCUGAAAAAAGACAAGGAUUGUUGUUGGUUCGUGGAUAUACUAUUGGGAAACCAUGCUCUGAAGUAUUACUUCAACGAGCCUUGAAAUUGAGUGAAAAAUUUGAUCCUAGCAGAGACGCAUGGAUGCCAUUGGUUGGUGUAGUCGGCGUUUGGGGUAAAGAUCAAUGUUUCUAUGAGUUUUGA